AAUCGAGCAAUCGAGCAACCAAGCAACCAAGCAACCAAGCCUGUCGCCCCUGGAAUGGUAGUACUAUCGUGACUGUAGCUGGGCCGAAGGCUAAAUAAAUACAGGUUGCGAGCAGUUGAUCACUGUCGACGGCCCAAGGGACAACCUCUCCUUUCCAUUCUUCAUCUUUCUGAAUUUCUGUCCAUCUUCCUCGCGGGCCCAAACAGAUCGUUUCCAGACCCCGAGUGUGUACCACCAGGCCUCCUUCUAUUCAACUGAGUUCAGCCCUACAUCUGAUAUUCAACGUAUUUCCUCUUGCAUGGUCUGAGCCAGGAUGGAUGCUGCUGUUAGCACUGGCAACACCGCCAGCAAAAAGUCGGCCGUGAAACUCAUACCCAAAAAGCUUGGUGUCAGAGGUCGUUGGAGGAAGCCCCCUUCAAACGAAAGCUUCGGUUCAUUCAUGAGCACCGAAAACGAGGAAGAUCCUAGCAUGCCCGACAGCGAACGCGGGGGGUCUGGACCCGGCUCCCUGUCCACUCAUCCCACACAGUCCAAUACCGGCGACGGUGACAACGCUGAUGAUGCAGAGAGCACCGACUUUGACGCCACGCAGGAUAUAGAGCAUGGAGUGCGGCCUGCUGUGCCUUCUACUCAUCCAUCCCAGAUUGGUCAUUUGACAACCUCGUCGCCCAUCAUUCAGGCCAGUCAUCUUCCAGAGGUCCAGGCUUUGGACCAGCAAGAGACCCUGGAGAGUCUCUCGCGAGCUGCAUCCUUCUCCGCUGCCUCCAGUGAACAAUCUCUCGACAAACCUCGUGCAUUAUCUACAAGCAAAACUAGCCUUUAUCCUCCUUCCGACUCGUCCUCUCGCCGCUCAAGAUCACCCGCUGGAAGGAUCAAAGACGCCUUUCGGGGAAAGAGGGGAGCAGGUGCUUCACCAACCGCUGCAGGGCAGAACGGCGAUCACCAGGGGCAAGAAAUACCGGUUGGCUUACACUCUCGGCCGAGCUCAGCAGUUUCUUCGCAGUCCGAUACCUAUGAACCCGAUUUAACGUCUCGUGGAUCACGCCGCAGGCGCAAGAGCCAACCGCCUCUUGAGAUAUCGGUUCGUCCGCGCACUCCCCCGGCCUCCAAUUCCCCGGGUCCUGCUAUCGUCAACACCCCGCCGACUCCAGUUGAAUAUUCUCCUCCAAAAAGCAGAAGUUCCCCAUUCCGCAAUCCCAAUGUGGUGGUUUCUCCAUCAGGUAACAUGAUAUCACAUAGGAGAGCGAGAUCAGGUUCAGCUACGAGCAUCGGCCCGAGCAAACUUUCUAAUAUCGUAUCCGCGCCGCUGACUCCCACACCAGAAAACGCAGUGCCAUCUACACCAGGCGCUGGUUUUUUUUCUAGCAUGUUCUCUGCAGCACAAAAUGCUGCUAACACAUUGAGCAGCACCAUCACCAAUACUAGUAUAAAUCCUGGCGGGAAUAGACCGAAAUCGAAUAGUUCAAAGGAAAUGCAACCCGCCGAUGACGAUAGAGUUGAGGUCGAAUCACCGGCAGAAGAAGUUAAGAAUUCGAAUACAAAUGACAAGGAACCUGCCGUUAAGACUUUGGGUAUGGGUGACCUGAGCCUGAGCCAGCUGGGUUUUCAGGAGACCGUAAGCGCAGCGCCUACUCCGACAUCUUCUAGGUUCACCAAGUCUGCCACCGAACAACGAGCACGCUCAGAAUCGGCACCGGUAGACCAUGAGCAUGUAUCUGCUAAUGGCGACGGUCCGUCUGAUGAAUUAAGCCAGGAUCGGCCCAGGUCGCUGUACGACGAUGCCCACACAACGCCGCCAGCAAGUGUCUACGAGGAUGGAGGUGUCCAGCGUACUUCUAGCAUACGCAGCGCCAUCUCUAAGACGAGGAGGCGCAAGCGAGGUAGUACAGGAGGUACAGCGGGCACUGGAACCACCAUUGGUGCCGCCAUUGCCGCAGCUAAUGCUUCGGUGGCUCAUCCCGCGGCUGCUGGUAGCGCCCCUAAGCUUACAGGAUUCGCUGUCGCGAGUAAGAAACGCAAUCGAGACUUUCAUGUCUUGUUCAAAAGCGUCCCGGACGAUGAUUAUCUGAUCGAAGACUAUAGCUGUGCUCUGCAACGAGAGAUUCUUGCACAUGGGAGGCUAUACGUAUCUGAAGGGCAUAUAUGCUUCAGUAGCAAUAUCCUGGGAUGGGUCACUACAUUGGUUAUGUCUUUCGACGAAAUCGUAUCAGUAGAAAAGAGAAGCACAGCCCUGGUGUUCAAAAAUGGUCUUAUGAUAUCAACCUUACAUGCGAAACAUGUGUUUGCAAGUUUCACAAGCCGCGAUUCCACUUAUGAUUUAAUAGUCAACAUUUGGAAACUCGGCCAUCCGACUCUACGUAGCUCACUCAACGGCGUCUCUCUCGAUGAAACAGGUGGCGACAAGACGGAAAAAGUCGACGCUGGAGAAGGCACCCCAAGGAGUCAGAGCGGUUCCGAAUCUGAAGAGGACGAUAGCGAAGACGACGAUGAUGUGUAUGAUGAGGAUCUGGAGGAAGAUGACGCCCCCGCAGAAUCUCAGCCAACUGAAACCAAUGGGGAGAAAGCCGUGUCAAGGAAAGUUUCAAGUGCUAUGGCACCCAAUGGGGUUGCUGUAGACAAGCCCGAUGCAACAGCAUCGUCCGGCACUGUUGAUUUCCCCGGACCAGCCACUCACGGGCCGACUGAGUGUAGCGAUUCAGCAGAUGGUCAUUUUGAAGUCCCAAUUGCGGAUGAUACCAUCACUGCGCCCUUGGGCAGAGUUUACAAUCUCAUUUUUGGACCUACAUCCGUCACAUGGAUGUCGAAGUGGCUGACUACUGAGCAAAAGUGCACUGAUCUUCAGAUGGAGGAUAAAAAGGGUCUAACCGCUGACAAUAAGAGUCGGUCUUACUCGUACACCAAACCUCUAUAUGCUCCUAUAGGACCGAAGCAAACCAAGUGUAUUGUUAGCGAGACGAUCGAACACUUUGACUUGGAAAAGGCGGUCAGCGUAUUGGUCACCACGCAAACGCCCGAUGUGCCUAGCGGCAAUCUGUUUACUGUAAAAACCAAAUACUGCCUCUCCUGGGCGGAAAACAACGCAACUCGUGUGACAAUGAACUGUACUAUUGAAUGGACUGGUAAGAGUUGGCUCAAAGGCGCCAUUGAGAAAGGUGCUAAAGACGGUCAAGGUGUAUUCUGGAAAGACCUGUCUGCGAGUUUGAAAAGUGCUAUAUCUUCUCGGCCCCGUGCGGCAACUCUCAACGGGACUACCAAGGGCAAGAAGAAGAAGGUGAAGGGCAAGUUGAACCACGCUUCCAAAGACUCUCUCAGAAACCCAGCCGACUCGACGUCCCCGAAGACUCAGGACUGGGGUCUACUCGAGUCUCUGCAUGGGGUUCUAGGACCUAUCGUAGAUAUACUUAAACCAGUCAUGACCGGCAAUGUGGUAUACGGCCUGCUGGUUGGACUAUUAGUUUCGACGUGGUUCGGCUUCGGUUUCAACAGCCAGCAGCGAGGUGUUGGCUAUGGACGGGGUGUGGCAUUUUCUAGUUACCCUGAUCGAGCCGUGGCAUAUGAGGAGAUAUGGAGGCGAGAAGAAAGUGAGCUAUGGGACUGGCUGGAAGAAAGAGUAGGUCUUCACCGGAUGAAUGAUGGUGGAACACCGAUUCGCAAACGAGUUACCGAACCCCGAACGAUACAAGAAAAGCUACAAGAGGAGCGCAUGAGCGAGAGGGAGGUGGAAGAAGCGAUAAAAAUUACAGAAGAAAAACUGGACGUUCUCAAAUCCGUCAUUAGCCGCAAGAAGGACAUCCCCAAGACCAAGUCUGAAGGGGAGGGGAACUCGAUUGCCGAUACUGUAGCCGAAAGGUGACAAAAAAAGUUUUUUAUGUCCACGGGGAAACAUCACAACACACCCAUUAUCAUCAUUAAACCUGCAAUAACUAACCAUACGACGCCACGACGAAGCAUUUGUUGGGUACAUCUUUAACUUGUAUAUUACACGCUACAAAUGAUCUUGUGGUAACUUAGCACCACCGACUCGCGCGUUUCUCACGUAAAUAUCCAAUCACGCCCAUA
This is a messenger RNA of Xylaria bambusicola, 4059 nucleotides long. RefSeq lists its product as uncharacterized. The transcript has 3 exons. The record is from RefSeq and is a predicted model, not a curated record. NCBI's taxonomy places the organism in Eukaryota, Fungi, Ascomycota, Sordariomycetes, Xylariales, Xylariaceae. Gene Ontology annotation, cellular component: mitochondrion; endoplasmic reticulum-plasma membrane contact site; cortical endoplasmic reticulum. Gene Ontology annotation, molecular function: sterol transfer activity; sterol binding. The coding region runs from base 314 to 3853 and encodes 1179 amino acids. Gene Ontology annotation, biological process: intracellular sterol transport.